This is a messenger RNA of Oncorhynchus tshawytscha (Chinook salmon), 2457 nucleotides long. It is a transcript of the gene prss23, whose product is annotated as serine protease 23. NCBI's taxonomy places the organism in Eukaryota, Metazoa, Chordata, Actinopteri, Salmoniformes, Salmonidae. The record is from RefSeq and is a predicted model, not a curated record. Bases 463 to 1638 code for a protein of 391 amino acids. The transcript has 2 exons. Gene Ontology annotation, biological process: proteolysis. Gene Ontology annotation, molecular function: serine-type endopeptidase activity.
CUGUCUGUACCCAUCUUCUCUCACCAUCCAAAAAGCAGAUUUGUCCAGUUGAGACAUGUCACGUUUUUUUGUGUACAGCAGGGGCGCUAGGACCGUGAGGGAGAGCGCCUCUAAAUGCAUUUUCAGUAACAUUUUCAGACAGUUAUUUGUAAGCGCGUUUGAGCCGGAUAGCAGUUGAAGCGACUCACACGGACGGACAGUCACUUUGAGUAGGAAUGAAUAUAAGCCAAUAGCUGACUCUCAUCAAUAAACUUUGCUUUGACCGAAUUGAUUAGGACACGUUAUCAAAGUGGGGACUCGCUCUCUGCGGAACUGUGAAGAGAGAGAGAGAGAUAGAUACCUGUCACACUGAAGCGAUGGGAGAAAUCUGGAGAAUUGAUAUGCCCGAUAUUUUUGAAGGGGGCGAAAACGUGAAUUGGAUUUAAACACAGACUAACCUUUUAACAAAAAGUGUUUUGCUCAAUGACCAUGUAUCCACAUCCAAACUCUGGCCUGGCUCAUCUCUCCAUCUUAGUCCUGCUCCUCUCACUCCUCCUCCCCCUCUCUCUGCCAUCUCGAGCCCCCCCUCACCAACACCCCGUCCACCUCCCCUCACUGGUGCCCCAUGCACCCCUGCCCCUCUCCCGCUCUCGCUUCAGUUCCCAGACUCAACUAGACUUCACCACUCACUGCAAUGCCAGCUGUUACCACAAAGGAGAGCAAGAGAGCAGGCGAGAGCACCUGACUGAGCAGCUGGCAUUCGAGACGCUCUAUGCAGACGGUUCUCGUACCCUCACCACUGUGGAUGUGGCGGAUGAGGAUAAUUAUGAGGGCACCAUCAGUCCUGCCAUUCAACCUCCAACAAAAGGACGUAGAGUUACCAGUAGGCACAGGCGUCAGAAAAGACAGAUCUACGGGGCUGAUGGGCGCUUCAACAUACGCGGUGACCACUUCCUGUUGGACUACCCAUUCUCCACAGCUGUGAGGAUCUCCACCGGCUGCACUGGGGUCCUAGUGUCUCGACUCCACGUCCUGACGGCCGCCCACUGUGUGCAUGAUGGGAAGGACUACGUCAAGGGAGCCCGUAAACUGAGGGUAGGCUUCCUGACUCCUCCGUACAUCAACGGCACCAAGCCCAGCCAGACCCCCACCAAGAAGCCCCUGGUGCGCUGGGUCCGGGUCAAACGCACCCGUGUCCCAAAGGGCUGGAUCCAGGGCCCCCAAGAGGUCAGUAUGGACUUUGACUACGCCCUCUUGGAGCUGCGCUGGCCCCAUCGCCGGCCCUUCAUGCGUCUGUCUGUGGCUCCCUCCUCUGACGACCUGGCAGGGAAACGCAUCCACUUCUCUGGGUUUGACAGUGACAGGCCUGGGGAGCUGGUCUACCGCUUCUGUCCUGUGGAGGACGAGUCUAACGACCUGAUCUACCAGCACUGUGAUGCCCGGCCGGGGGCCAGCGGCUCUGGGGUGUACGGCCGCGUGUGGGACACGGCUCUGGAACGCUGGGAGAGGAAAGUCAUCGGCAUUUUCUCUGGACACCAGUGGCUGGAGAUUGAUGGGGAGAACCGCGACUACAACGUGGCUGUGAGAUUCACCCCGCUGAAGUUUGCCCAGAUCUGUUACUGGGUGCAUGGGAACCGAGUGGACUGUAGUCAGGACUGAGAGAGAAGGGGAGGGGGGAUGGCCUAUAAAAAAAGAGGCUAUGAAGUCCAUGACAGAUAACUAUUUAAAGUAAGCACAAAAUCCUUUAAAGGAGAUGUGGAGAGGAAAUUACUCCCCAACUCAGUUUUUAAAAGGGUAAGAGUGAAACUGGAUUUAAUCCUAAUAAAACAUCUACAAUACUAUCGAAGAAAACAAGACUGCUAAACCGUCAUGCACCAUAACAGGUUUCCCUUAGAGGUGUUAACCACUGUGACUAGGAGCCUUGCUGUUUUAUAACUAUGGUAGCAGCCAUUAACUUUAUACUUUGGAAUAGUAUUGAACAGCUUUAGCCAAUGGCGCAACUAUUGGACUUAAAAUUUUUUUUUUUUAGAUAUCAUACUCUCCCAUUGUUCUCCGUAAUACUGUGGCUGCAAGUUUUCAACAUUUAGGAUCAAAUGUGCGGGUGUGGAGUUGAUUUUACAAAGAGAUGUGGGGAGGGUAACGUCACUUAAGGAUGUGAAUGAUUUUGGAAAGUACAGGGACUUCUCAUUCUGGGUUAGAAAGACACCUGUAAAAUAUAUACACUCGGCUCCAAUGGUCCAGAGGCAUAUCUAGCCACACUGACAAGAUACAGCGCCUCAAUACACCAAACAUGUCAAAAAGGGUCAAAGGUAUCAAUGGUGAAAUCAACAAAAGUCAGACUCUGAAAACCUAAGGGAGUUUCUUACUCAAUGCUGGCAGCAUAAACUACUUGCUUUCAAGCGGGUUAGGGGGUGAAAAUCAGAAUGGUGAUAUUUUUUGUAAAUGCCUAUUUUAAUAAAUCUUUUAGUUUAUCAUUAA